Cryptococcus amylolentus CBS 6039 is the source of this 624-nucleotide messenger RNA. RefSeq lists its product as hypothetical. Gene Ontology annotation, molecular function: structural constituent of ribosome. The transcript has 4 exons. The coding region runs from base 34 to 480 and encodes 148 amino acids. Gene Ontology annotation, biological process: translation. The record is from RefSeq and is a predicted model, not a curated record. Lineage: Eukaryota; Fungi; Basidiomycota; Tremellomycetes; Tremellales; Cryptococcaceae. Gene Ontology annotation, cellular component: cytosolic small ribosomal subunit; ribosome.
AAACACCAGUGGACGAAGGCUACUAUACGCAAAAUGUCUGACGCUGGAUCUGAAACCGCUUCCAACCACCCCGAAGUCGAGGCCCAGGAGGUCGAGGUCGCCGCCGAGUCCGGCCCCAUGUCCGUCGAGGACGCCCUCGAGAAGGUCAUCAAGGUCGCCCUUGUCCACGAUGGUCUUGCCCGAGGUCUUAGGGAGUGCGCCAAGGCUCUCGACAAGAAGGAGGCUCACCUCUGUGUCCUCGUCGAGACCGUCACCGAGGCCGAGUACCUCAAGCUCAUUGAGGCUCUCUGUACCGAGCACGGUAUUCAGCUCAUCAAGGUCUCUGACGCCAAGGUCCUUGGUCAGUGGGCCGGUCUCGCCAAGAUCGACCGAGAGGGCAAGCCCAGAAAGGUCGUCGGCUGCUCUUGUGUCGUCGUCACCAACUACGGUGAGGACUCUGAGGCCCUCCAGGUCCUCCUUGACUACUUCAAGUCCCGAUAAUCGUCUCGCUCGUCUCUCUGAUCUGAUCAACUAUCGACUUUCGACCUUGACUUUGUCAUGGGGAGUUUGUUUGUAGUCGAAUAGAUAGGAAAUGCAACGUGGUGGUUUGGAUAUCAGAGGCGAGCGUAUUGAGCGUGAACGCGG